Molecule: messenger RNA, 1431 nt
Organism: Colletotrichum karsti
Lineage: Eukaryota; Fungi; Ascomycota; Sordariomycetes; Glomerellales; Glomerellaceae
Product: ring-8 protein
Exons: 2
Coding region: 1-1431 (476 amino acids)
Biological process (GO): ubiquitin-dependent protein catabolic process
Cellular component (GO): cytoplasm
Molecular function (GO): ubiquitin protein ligase activity
Source: RefSeq, a predicted model, not a curated record
AUGGCUGUCGUCAAUCAGGUUCUCGUCGAGGUCGCACGUCUCGUCGUAAGGCAGGCUUCGUCCACAGAUCCCGCGACCUCUUUCGCCCCCUCGACGUCGUUCUCUCCCUCGACUACAUCCUCGGCUUCGGUCGUCUCGACCGAUACUGCGUCAGCGAGCCCGACUACUUCCACCGAUCCCCAGACAACCAACCCCGGCGGCAAUGGAGGCGGAGGUGGUGGAGGAGGAGGCGGCGGCUCCACGAGCUCCCCUCUGCUCUUCUUCGUUGCACUUGGCUUUGGUGUCGUCUUCACUAACCUCUGGAUUAUCGUCGGUGUCAAGUACUGCUUCCGCUACAACGCUCGCAAUCGUGCCAUGCGUCUCAACGAAGAUGGCGAGCCCAUCAACCUUGAGAACAUGCCUCGUCCUCAUCGCCGUCGCCGCGAGAAGAAGCUGAUGACGAUGGACGAAGUCAAUGACAAGUUCCCCAUGAUGAAGUACAAAGCCUGGGUCUCGGAGCGUGCGAGGGAGGGUCUACCUACGACUGGCGGCGUCUCUGCCCCGCCGAGUCGAGCCAACAGCCUCAGAUCCGUCGAUGGCAUUGUCCCCGAACUGCCGUCUAAGGAGCGAGAUUCCGAGGAUCGCCCCGCCACUAGCACCGGUAACAAAGCCACUACGUCCGAAAAGCCAACCGAGGACGCAGCCAGGAGGGAAGGCGACUCGACUACGAACGCCAACCAUCCCGAGUCGACCGUACAGUCUCCGACGGCCGCCACUCCUCUUCAGCGCGUUCACAGCGAAGACGACGAGGAUGACGAUGAACACAUUAACGCCGCCCUUCCCCCUGAGCUGAUGGCUACUAGCGGUGACACCUGCGCCAUCUGCAUCGACACAUUGGAGGAUGACGACGAUAUCCGUGGUCUCACCUGUGGUCACGCAUUCCACGCUGUCUGCGUUGACCCUUGGCUUACAAGCCGCCGUGCCUGCUGUCCUCUGUGCAAGGCCGACUACUACACUCCUAAGCCUCGCCCGGCCCCUGAGGGCGAGGGCAAUGCCAACGGCGACAUGGCUCGUACGGCCUCGCGUACCAAUAUGCCAAACGCCCCUCCUCCUGCUUGGUACAACCUGAGCGGUUCCCGACUUGGCUUUGGCGGACGUAACAGAGGUAAUCGGCAGAACAACGACCGUGCCAAUCGUCGUCGCCGAGCCCGCCAACAGGCCUCUUCGAACCCGACUCCGAGCACGCCCCAGUCACCACCCGUUGCGGAGAAUCAAGAAUCUCGUGGCCUACUCUCCAGCCUUAGGAUGCCUGCUUUCCGCAACCCUCUCCGCCGUGGCGAUCAGCAGCAGUCUGACUCGCCCACGGCAUCUGGUGCCAAUGUCACCCCGUCCCAGCUUGAAGCUGGUGCCCAGACCGCACCAGCCCCGGCUGUCACGACGGAGACCAGGUGA